Molecule: messenger RNA, 1668 nt
Organism: Oryza brachyantha (malo sina)
Lineage: Eukaryota; Viridiplantae; Streptophyta; Magnoliopsida; Poales; Poaceae
Product: protease Do-like 8, chloroplastic
Exons: 13
Coding region: 82-1410 (442 amino acids)
Biological process (GO): proteolysis
Molecular function (GO): protein binding; serine-type endopeptidase activity
Source: RefSeq, a predicted model, not a curated record
ACUCUCGCUUCACAGUGGGAGAGCGUGAGCCACACACGCACGCACCCCCUCCUCCUGCUUGCUCCCACUCGUGACGCGAGGAUGCACAGCCUGGCCUGCGCCGCGCCGGCCGCCUACGCCCCGGGAAGGCGCAUCGCCGGCAGCCGGAGGUUCUCUGUCGAGUGCGCAGCCUCCGCCGCCACCCACGACGGCGAGGGAACGGCCCCGAGAUCACUGAUGGAAGCAAACGGUGAAAUGCCAAGUAAACCUGUACUGCUUGCGUCAAGGAGGAAGCUUGUUGCACUUUCAGCAUUUUGUUUUUGCUUACAUUCUUCAAGGUAUUUCCCAGCGCUGGCUUUGGGUGAUCCACCUGUUGAAAUUGAUGAUGUAACUCCUAAGAUUUUUCCAUCCGGUCCAUUAUUUCCAACUGAGAAACGGAUUGCAGAGCUUUUUGAAACAAAUACUUACUCAGUUGUCAACAUUUUUGAUGCAACGCUGCGCCCUCAGCUUAAUGUAACUGGUGUUGUCGAGAUUCCUGAAGGAAAUGGCUCUGGCAUAGUUUGGGAUGAUUCUGGGCACAUUGUUACAAACUACCAUGUGGUUGGGAACGCCCUUUCAAGAAAACCAAAACCUGGCGAAAUUGUUGCACGUGUCAACAUUCUUGCUGCCAAUGGGAUACAGAAAAAUUUUGAAGGCAAAUUGGUUGGUGCUGACCGUGCUAAAGAUCUUGCUGUUCUUAAGGUGGAUGCUCCCACAGAUCUGUUGAAGCCGAUUAAUGUGGGGCAAUCUUCAGCUUUAAGAGUUGGUCAGCAGUGUUUAGCAAUUGGGAAUCCGUUUGGCUUUGAUCAUACUCUAACUGUUGGUGUCAUCAGUGGUUUAAAUCGAGAUAUUUUUAGUCAAGCUGGAGUGACAAUUGGAGGUGGAAUUCAAACAGAUGCAGCUAUUAACCCUGGGAACAGCGGUGGUCCAUUGCUAGAUUUGAAAGGGCGUAUGAUUGGUAUUAAUACAGCAAUUUUCACACAAACAGGAACAUCUGCAGGUGUUGGUUUCGCCAUCCCAUCAUCAACAGUUCUUAAAAUAGCUCCUCAGUUAAUUCAGUUUGGAAAAGUCCGACGCCCUGGCUUGAAUGUGGAAUUUGCUCCCGAUCCAAUCGCAUAUCAGCUUAAUGUUCGUAAUGGAGCUCUAAUAUUGCAGGUUCCUGGGGGCAGUACUGCAGCCAAAGUUGGUCUAAUUCCUACCAGCAGGGGGUUUGCUGGUAACAUUGUUCUUGGAGAUAUCAUCGUUGCAGUAGAUGGUAAACCUAUAAAAGGCAAGUCUGAUCUAUUGAGGGUUCUAGAUGAUUAUGGCGUUGGAGACAAGGUGAGCUUGACAAUCCAAAGAGGUGCUGAAACUCUUGAAGUAGCCUUGCCUUUAGAAGAGGCAAGCAUCUGAUGUAUUUAUAACAGUAAGUUGGCAUCCCCGAUCUAUUACACUAUAAGUAGUAAUCUAUCCCAUUAGCUGAGCUGUUCAGGCUUCCAAUAUGAAGCUAUUUCGUCUUUUCUUGAGAACUAAAAUUAAUCGAUUCAAAACUCUCUCUCCACAUACGUCAUAAUCUUUUUGCCUCAUUAGCAUACCCCUGUAUCUCUCUCUUCUAUUAAUAGUAUCGGCAGUGCUCCUGCCUCGUUCCUUCACAAACGCCAUAAUCUUUUG